Molecule: messenger RNA, 2512 nt
Organism: Phyllopteryx taeniolatus (common seadragon)
Lineage: Eukaryota; Metazoa; Chordata; Actinopteri; Syngnathiformes; Syngnathidae
Exons: 1
Coding region: 533-1345 (270 amino acids)
Source: RefSeq, a predicted model, not a curated record
CAGCCAAUGAGUGGAUUUCGAUUCGUUGUCUGUGACGUAACGGUACUUGUGACUUUGUGUUUCAAAUGCGGUGCCCCAGUUACGCCUUAUUAAAAAUGGCGGCCAAGACGAAGCAGUGACUCUGCGCGCCACAAAGUAGCACUUUAGCGACGUUUCCAGAAGUGGUAAUUGUAGAAGUGGACGAGCGGGAGAAAAUUGCAACGUGGAAAUUUGGAUGUGGCGUCGACACGGACGACUAAAGGCGUACUUCUGGUGAUUGUGGGUGAGCUUGGACGUGCGCUUUGCUUGUUCAAUUCGGCAAAAUAGAGGAGGGGUUGUUUUUGUUGACGAUUGAACAUUCAAGGAGGAUUAAGAGUGACUCUUCUCACGGGGCCGACAGCAAGCGAGGGGACUUCGUUGCUACUUUGUGCUCGAGGGACUGUCGGCCAGCCACCAUUGUUGCCAUUAACGCCGACUUCCAGUUUCCUUGUCGCCCUCGGCGAAGUGGACACGCGGUCGGCUCGUUUCAAAGCAGUCGCGUCGGUGCACGAACAUGAAGCGAGCGCCGCUGCUGUCGCUGUUUUGGUCGUCGCUGCUUGGCGCCGCCGUCGGUGUGGACGUGCACUUCGCCGAGGGCCAGAAGCUGACCCUGCGGCCGGUCUUCCGGGGCCCCAUCACGAGCAUUGAGUGGAAGCGGAACCGCCACCUUCUGGCCGAGUGGUACGAAAGCCUUGAGCGGCCCAUCUACUUCGGCGGCGAAACCUUCAAGGGCCGAAUCGCCCUCGACGUGAGCACCGGCACGCUGGAGAUCGCGGACGCGGUCGCGACGGACGCGGGCCUGUUCACGCUGGCGCUGAACGACGUGUCGCAGGACGACGACUUCAUUGUCAAGUUUCUCCGACUUGUCCCCGAACCGGAAGUGCACGUGAGCCCGGUGGCGUGCUCGGCCGAGUCCGAGAACUGCACGCUGCGCUGCGGCGGAAACACCAGCGGCGCGGAGGCGCUCACUUACUUUUGGAGAACCGAACCCGGAACCGAAACGGUGGGAGAAAGCUACAAGGUGAUCGACCGGACGACCGAGGCGGUCAGGAGCUUCGUGUGCGCCAUGGAGAACCCGUUGGGCCGGAAGGAGAGCAAACCCUUGUACAACCCGUUCUAUCGGGAGCGGCCCGGGCCGGGACCGGGCGUCAUCGCGGGCGCGUGUGUGGGAGCCCUGGCCAUAGUUGCCGCGGUCUGUUUUGGCGUGUUCUGGUUCUACUGUAAGAAUCGAAACGACGUCACCGUCAACGGGUCCGGCGCAGCCUCGCGCGCUACCGACCGGGAAACGGAACUGGCGGUGAGCAAACCGCUGCACGCCGACGCUUGAUCGCCUGUCGCCGUCUGCAGUUGCCAUGGAGACGGAGGACGAUGUCGACAGAUUAGCUUCAGCAAACAUGCAAAGUGCAUUUCUAUUCAGUGAGCCGCAGCCAAAAAAUUGCAAUUGCCGAUAGAUCCCGCAGAGCACUUCUAUUCGAUAAAGCUGUGCGCUGAGUCCAAAUGAGUCGUUAUUGUACUGCAGAACCCCCCAGCUUGAGGUCACAAACUGAUGCCUGAACAUUCUCCUCCAGGACUUUCUGGUCAAGAACAGAAUUGAGGGUUCCAUCCAUCACAGCAAGUUGUCCAGGUCCUGAAGGAGAAAAGCAGUCCAAGACCAUCACACUACCAUCACCAUGUUUGACUCUUGCCAUCAUGUUCUUUUUCUUAAAUGCUGUGCUUCAUUUUCACCAGAUGUAACAAGACACAGUCAUUCAGGUUUUCUUUUGCAAAGACGAGCCUUUGUGUUCUAUUUGGUCAGCAGUUGUUUUUGCCUUCCAGUCUCUCCCUUAUUGUUGUCAUGAACAAAACUGAGGCAAGGGAGGCCUGCAGUUUUUUACAAGUUGUCCUGACUUCCUUUGUGGCCUCCCGGAUGAGGCACGGGGAGAACAUGCAAACUCCACACAGGCGGGGCCGGGGAUCGAACCCCAGUCCUCAGAACUGUGAGGCUGACACUCUAGACAGUCAUCCACCGUGCCGCCAGGCUUGGGUGUGAGCUGUGAAAAUUAACCAAAAGUUGUGAUUAGCCACAAUUAAUUCAAGGGGGGUAAUUACCUUUUUCACAUCGGGGCAGGUAACUGAAUAGUUUUUUCCCCCUAAAUAAAUUAAAUCACCAUUUAUAUAUAAAAAAAAAAAAAAAAAGGCAUUUUAAGUUCACUUGUGUUAUAUUUGCAUUUGUUUGAUGAUCUUAAAGUCGGGAAACUGUGCAAAAAGAAUUUGACAGGAGGGGCAAUGCUUUUUCACGGCACUGUAAAUAUACAAGUAAACCAAGCAGACAGACAACGUAGUCUACAAAGAGAAGCCAGCGUUAUUUAAAAUGCAUGAAAUGAAGAAUAUGAAGCAACAGCCUGGACUGAAGAAUAUGAAGCAACAGCCUGGACUGCUUUUUUGUUUUUGGUGUUAAAUAUUGUCUAGUUUCAUUUUCAAACAAAACUAUAUAAUAAAAAAGCUUUUGAAUGAC